This is a messenger RNA of Fonsecaea erecta, 1500 nucleotides long. RefSeq lists its product as hypothetical. Gene Ontology annotation, molecular function: protein binding; microtubule site clamp. NCBI's taxonomy places the organism in Eukaryota, Fungi, Ascomycota, Eurotiomycetes, Chaetothyriales, Herpotrichiellaceae. The record is from RefSeq and is a predicted model, not a curated record. The transcript is spliced from 2 exons. Bases 1 to 1500 code for a protein of 499 amino acids. Gene Ontology annotation, cellular component: nucleolus; chromosome, centromeric core domain; monopolin complex. Gene Ontology annotation, biological process: homologous chromosome segregation; attachment of mitotic spindle microtubules to kinetochore; meiotic sister chromatid segregation.
AUGAAGGGCAUUGCAGAUCUCAUCGAUUCUGACAUGGAGGAGGCGGGACCUUUCAUCGAUGAGAAUUCAAUUCUGUCAUCCGCCUCCGACACGACCGAUGCCACUACCACGAAAUCAGCGCAGGCAACACGAGGCAAGAAAAGACAACGCGUCACAAUGCCCCCGAAAGCGAAAUCGAAAUCACAGAAGAGUACCGUACCUGAGGCGAAAAAGCCCUCUUCAAGACAACCGGCGGGUGUGAAGCGCAAGGCGGUCGAGGAUCACGCGAAUGACCAAGAUUCCAAUGGCAAUCUCGAUGACACGCUGAGAAACUCCGAGGCGGAGAAGCCACCAAUCCCACCAAAAGCAAAGAGAGGAAAGCGCACAAAUGCGAAGACGAAAGCAGCUCCUGAUUCUGCAGAGACGGUCGAGAAUGAAAAUCAGUUGAUAGAGGUGUCGCCUGCGGCCGUGCGUUCAAAGCACGCCCCAUCUCGAACAAAGAAAGAAGCCCUGAAAGUCUCGGCCAAAGUGAGAGCUCCCGCAAAGUCGAGAGCGGCUCAACAACCUCAGUCUCCUGACCCGGAGCUGCAACACGAGGAGAACGAGACAACAAGUGAAGAGUUGGGAGGUGUUAUAGUACCAAAUGGCAGAGAAAUUGCGAGAGAUGCUUCCAGAACGAGGCAGGAUCCGCCUUACCGACGACGAGCUGGAAGCGCGUCCGACACUGAACGAAGCAAUCCUAAUCUUCGGCGCAAGUUAGGAGACAUCACCCGCAAAUUCGAGAAUGUGGACUUGAAAUACCGUAAUCUCAAAGAGGUGGGCAUCAACGAGGCAAACGCAAAUAUGGAGAGGCUCCGGAAGCAAUGUGAUGCCACCAUGCAGGCGUCAAAUAACUUGAUUGCAUCGCUCAAGAAGGAGCUGGCUACGCAGGCACCGCUGGCGCACGAGGCGCGCAAGCUCCGCAAACAGAUGCAGACCCAGGAAGAGGAGAUGGAACGGCUACGUGGCACGGCAUUGCAGCUCUCAACCUCUCUAGCUGAUGCUCAAAACGAGAUCAAAGGACUGGAAGCCAAGUUGGUAGCAGCACGAGCCUCAUCUGUUGACAACCCAAAACCUCCUAGCAGCGCCAUGAAAAGUACUGGACCACGCCAUUUGUCUGGAGAAGCUGCCCAGGCCGUGCAGGUUGCACAAAUGAAGGAGGAGCUGUAUAGCGAUCUUACAGGACUCGUUAUUCUCAACGUAAAAAAGACGGAAGAAGGUGAUACAUUCGAUUGUAUCCAGACUGGUCGUAACGGGACAUUGCAUUUCAGACUGUUUAUCGAUCAGGAAAUCGCGAAAGGGAUGAGUUUUGAGGAAACAGAAUACCUAUACACGCCACUGCUGGAUCGCGACCGUGACCACGAGAUGAUGAAAUUGAUGCCUAGCUAUCUGACCGAGGACAUUACCUUCGCCCGACACAACGCCGCCAAGUUCUAUGGCAGGGUCGUGGAUACCAUCACCAAGAAGAGGGGUGACGAAUGA